AGUCUUGGUCCGUAAGGCGUAUCAGUAGAGUUGUUUCUAGACUGUCUAGUACCCAUGAAUCACAAACAAUAGUUCUGCUGUCACUUUUAGUUGAAAUCAGCCUGAGUCCAGCAUCAAACAUGCGCUUUUGUUAUUAUUUAGCUAAUUAUUUUGGGCCUAUUUCUCUAACCUUUGCACAAGCGGAGGUGAAUUCUCAUAAUUCCUGGUGCAAGUAAAUGCUGACAGUCGUAAGAGGUGGACAAGUAAAAAGUGAUGCUUUUGAACAAGGAAAUAGUAUUUCUGAUAUGUUGUAGGUCAAGAAUUUUGCAUGUAAUUAAUACAAAAAAGCUUGACUAAACAUGUUUAAUGGUUACACUGACCUUGCACCUGGAGGAUGAAGCCCAAGAAGCGAAGCUGCUUCCUACAGACACUUGGCUGCGUUAAAGCACAUGGUGCAAGUGGGACUGAAAGCAAAGGGUCAAAUGCAAUUGAGCUUCUGUUCCCUUUAUAGUCAGUGGAGCUGCGUCCACCCUGUUUUUCACUUAAUAAAUAACCACAUUAUGAAUUGUAUUUACUCCUAGUCCCGCAGCGCUUGCAGGCCUAACUCUUGCAGGUUAGGCUCCCUAGAAACACCAAAAAAUGCACUUGUAGCCCAGAGCACAGAGUCUGGCUGUGCCACAGUGCAACUGAGAGCCGGAGCUCGAUAUGUUCAACCUGUGCGUUGAUUUAACUAAGUCCCCUCUGCCACCCACUUGUUCUCCUCUCCAUGAGGGCUCCGUUCUGCUCCCUGGAGCGGGGAUGAGAACUGACUGAGGAGAAGCACGAGGGUGGUUCCAGGUGAACGGGCCUCUUGUGGUUUUCCCAGAAGCAUCAUCUGCGUCACUCGCCCGAUUUCACGGCCAGUCGACCAGCACAUAAGUGAACCCAUCUGUGCGCUGGUUGCUAUAAAAAGGCAGGUGAGGGCUGUGUGGGGCGUGCGGGGCUGCCCCACCGACAAAAGGGGAUGGAAGUCCCCCAGCGCAUGGUGGGCUCCGUCCCAUUUUGCACCCUUCUUUGCUGCUUGAUUAGCAUAGCAGCAGCCAAUAUAUUUGAGUAUCAGACAGAUGCCCAGCCAUUACGUCCAUGUGAACUUCAGAGGGAAAAGGCUUUUUCGGGAGGAGAAACCUAUGUUCCUCAGUGCUCAGAAGAUGGCCAGUUCAGGACAGUUCAGUGCAGUAGGGAUGGCCUUUCCUGUUGGUGUGUGGAUGAGGAUGGCAUUGAGGUACCUGGCAGCAAACAGAAUGGAUAUCCCAUAUCUUGCUUAUCCUUUUGCCAGCUGCAAAAGCAGAGGAUCUUGGUGAGUCGAUACAUCAACAGCAGUAGCGUCUCCUACAUCCCUCAGUGCCUGGAUUCAGGCGCUUUUGAUGAGGUGCAGUGUGACAUGGAGAUGGGUCAGUGCUGGUGUGUGGAUCCAGAAGGAAUGGAGAUCUAUGGCACCAGGCAGAGAGGAAAGCCAAGGCAGUGUCCGGGGAGCUGUGAAAUCCGAGACCGUCGCAUUCUGCAUGGGUUUGGGGAGAAGAGCCCACCACAAUGCUCAGCAGAUGGAGAGUUUCUGCCUGUCCAGUGCAAGUUUGUCAACACCACAGACAUGAUGUUUUUUGAUCUUGUUCAUAGUUAUAACAGGCUCCCAGAGGCUUUCCAAACGUUCAGCUCCCUGCGGAAGACAUUCCCGGAGGUCUCUGGUUACUGCUACUGUGCAGACAGCCUGGGCAGGGAGUUAGCAGACACCGGACUGGAAUUGCUACUUGAUGAAGUUUACGACACAGUUUUCUCUGCCCUGGAGCCCGCCCGCACAUUCAUGGAGACCAGUAUAUAUCGGAUCCUACACAGACGGUUUUUGGGGGUUCAGCUGGCUACAACUGGCAAGUUCAGAUGCCCCUCGAAGUGUGAGGUUGAGCGGUACACAGCCCUGCGUUACCAGCACGCCUACGUGCCAGCUUGCGAUGCCGAUGGGGGCUACACACCAGUGCAGUGUCACCAGGGAGGACAGUGCUGGUGUGUGGACACCAAAGGGCAAGAGGUCCAGGGCACAAAGAGACGAGGACAGCUCCCAGCCUGUGGUGAAGAGCAAGGGUGCAUCUCUGAGAGACGACGGGCGUUGUCGAGGAUCUUUCAUGGCCCUGCUGGCUACUUCAGUCAGCACAAUUUGUUUUCCACGCCAGACAUGCAAUCAGAAAAAAUAUCUGGCUUCUCAAGACCCUGCCCACCCUACUUCAAGGAGCUGUUUCUGGACUCUGGAUUGUCAUCCCCAGUUGUACAAAGCCCAUAUGUCAGCCAGAUUCCUGGGCUAGAAAUCACUCUUAGUGAAGCCAUCACGGGGAUGUUCCCAUCAAGGGAACUGGCUGAAGUGGUACUGCAAUUUACGGCCAAUCCAAAGCGUUUCCAAGAAAACCUCUUUGGAGGAAGGUUCCUGAAGAAUUUGAUCCAGUUUAACUUCACCGGGGCACUUGGCACCAGUGGGAAGUACAGCAUUGGCCAGUUUUUCUUGCAGGAGGAUGUGGUAGAUGGGGAUAACAUCCAAAGCCUUCUGGAAUUAGCUGAGGUAUCAAAGGAAAGCUCAAUUUUGAGUAAACCUCUUGUAGGCAACUUUGGCCGCACAGUAACUCUACAGGACAAUCAGAAUAAGAUGAAAUUCCUUUCCUCUGUUCUGGAACUACCAGCGUUCUUUACGUUUCUUCAACAAGUGAUUUCUGUCCCCAGAAGCAUUGCUGAAGAUUUAGGUGAAGUGGUCAAAAUAGCGCUGGGAUCCAAAGACUGUGGUGAGGAGCCAAGGGACCUGUUUGUUCCAACCUGCACCAAGGAGGGGAGGUACGAGGAAGUUCAGUGCUAUGCAGGAGAGUGCUGGUGUUUGGACACUUCAGGCAAGGAAGUUCCAGGCUCAAGAGUUCCAGGCAAACGUCCAAGGUGUCCCACUGAUUGUGAGAAACAAAGGAGAAACCUGCAAAACUUGAAGCAAACCCUGCCUGCGGGAUCAGAUCUUUUUAUUCCCUCUUGCACUGAGGAUGGAGACUUUCUGCCACUCCAGUGUUACGGAACAAAUUGCUUCUGUGUUGAUUUGAAUGGCAAGACUAUUCCAGGAAUAAGUGGAAAAGCUGGAAAGCCAAUGCAAUGCCCAAGUGCUUGCCAAGUGAGAGCCGGACAGGAGUUCUUAAAAGCUGUGAAAGUCAUGCUGUCGGAUCCAGGUGCUCAGUCCCAGCUCUCCAGCGUUUACGUCCCGCAGUGCGAUGCUGCAGGCGGCUGGAGGCAGGUGCAGUGCAGCGGCCCUCCUGAGCAAGCCUUUGAGUGGUACGGAAGGUGGACUGCAGAGAACAAUGAAGGUGAAGCCCUGCCCGUUGCUGAUCUAUUGAACAUCAUAACUGGGUAUAAAGAGGCAUCUUCCAAAGGCUUUUCAGCUUUUAUUAAAGCUUUGUACGAGGCUGGGCACCAGAAUGUCUUCCCAGUGUUCACCACGUAUUCCUCCUUCACUGAUCUCCCACCUGAAGUGCUGGAAGGAAACGUGACCUAUGCAUCUGAGAACAUUUUACUGGAUCCAUAUACAUUCUGGCAGCUUCUGAAUGAGCAGCUGACCUAUUACCCAGGACCGUACACUGAUUUCAGUGCUCCAUUAAACCACUUUGAACUUCGUGAUUGUUGGUGUGUUGACAACAAAGGAGAAGAGCUGCAAGGAACAAAGACAGAAGUGAAUCAGGUCCCAGCAUGUCCUGGUAUAUGUGAAGGUGUUAAGCAGAAAGCCAUGAAAUUUAUGGAGGAGGCAGAGCAGCUCAUUUUGGCAUCAAAUAGUUCCCACUUCCCUUUUGGAGAAAGCUACUUGAUGGCAAAGGGAAUACAGCUCACAGACAAUGACCUCCUACGUUCUGCUCGGCCCUACGAGUCGGAGCUGGUGGUCUCUGAGGAGCUGUUAAUGGGCAGUGACUACGCUCUCCAGCUGGCUGCAUGGUCAGUCUUGCAUUUCUACUGGCGGAGUCACUUUACUUCAAAACGUUCUGCUGGGGAAGCAACGCAGCUGGGAUUUCUCCCUUACAUCCCACAGUGUGAUGGCUUGGGAAAUUGGGAGCCAGCACAGUGCUACGAGAGCACAGGUCAUUGCUGGUGCGUGGAUGAGAGAGGACGUUAUGUCAUGGAUUCCUUGGUCUCACGCUCAGCAGAACUUCCCAAAUGCCAGACAUCAUGCCAGCGAUCUCGAACCAAUGCCUUAAUUUCCAGCUGGAGACAGAGCGGCUCAAAGCUGGAUGCCUCUACAACUGAUCUCUUCAUUCCCUACUGCCUUGAGACAGGAGAAUACGCUGUGCUGCAGAGAUCCAACACAGAUACUUGGUGCAUAAAUCCUGUGUCAGGAGAAGUGUUCCAGCGUGGCAGCAAAGAUUCGGAUGGCAAUCCUGAGUGUCCUAGUUUCUGUAAUAUGCUGAAGUCUAAAACCAGUUUACGGGAAGCUGGCAAAGGCUACAUCCCACAAUGUGAAGGGGACGACGGGUCGUUCUCACCUGUCCAGUGCAGCCAGGAUCAAGAGAGCUGCUGGUGUGUCUUUGACAAUGGAGAAGAGGUGCCGGGGACACGAAUAAGUGGGGGAAGACCUGCAUGUGCAAGUCCGCAGUGUGCUCUGCCAUUCGGUGCCUCAUCUGUUCCCAACGGAGCUGUAUUUUGUGAAAACGUUUCUGGGCAAGCCUCAAGUGUUCAGCAGUGCUGGCUGGUGUGUCGCCAGGGCUUCUACAGCUCCUCUUCCAGCACGUCGUUUCAGUGUGAUGUGCAGCGACGUCGAUGGGUCUCAGCCGCCCCACUUUAUCAGGCCUGCCAGAAGCUCCAAUUAUUUCAGACAGUCCAAGCUCAAACACACUUUCAACUGCUGCUACCGCCUGAGAGGACAUGUAGUUCUGACUACUCUGGAUUACUUCAGGCAUUCCAGAUACUUAUUUCAGAUGAGCUGAAGGCUCGUGGUUUAUGUCACCUCCAGGUAAAUGCGUUUGGAGAUACCGGCUCAGUUUCUGUCUGUGAUGAUUCCACUGUCUAUGUUGAAUGCCUGAGUGUGGAUCGCCUGGGGGUGAACGUCACGUGGAGGACUCAGCUGGAAAACAUCCCGGCAGCUUCGCACCCUGACUUACAUGAUAUUGAAAAUGCAAUUGUUGGAGAAAACCUCAUUGGAGCAUUUAUGAAUGAGAUUAAAGGUGGUUAUUUUCUGCUCCAUUUGGACUCCAAGCAAUUCCUAGCAGAUUCUGUCGUUGAUUUUCCACGGGAUGAAGAGUUUGAUCUGUCUCCGACUGUGAAGCUAGGAUGUAGCAAUGGGUUUCGAAGAACUUCAUCUCCUGGGAAAGUAGCUCCAAAUUCACAAGGAUGUGUUGUUUGUCCUCCAGGCAGUCAUUUCCAGAAUGAUGAAUGUGUUCCCUGCCCUAUUGGCUACUAUCAGUAUCAGACAGGACGUUCCUCCUGUAUCAAGUGUCCUGUGGGCAAAACUACCAACUCCUAUGGAGCAUUCAGUGCUGAACACUGUAUCACGUACUGUCAAAGCAAUGAGCAGGGUUUGCAGUGUGAUGAAGAUGGCCAGUAUAGACCUUCUCAACAAGACCCUGACACUAAGAAGUCCUUCUGCGUUGAUAGCUCUGGAGCAGCACUGGACUGGAAAGAAACAGAUGAUCUCCUUACAGACUACCAGUGCCUAGUGCUCAGAAAAUUUGAGAGAGUUCCUUCCUCCAGACUGAUUUAUGGGUCAGAAGAAGCUCAAAUUCUUCAGUCUCAGACAUUUCAGGGCGACCUGCAAAGUCCAGCUUUUCAGUGCAUAUCAGGCUGUGAGAGGGAAGACACGUGUGGUUUUGUCACUUUAACUCCUUCUGCUGCUGAAAUUCUCUGUGAAUUAUACAGUGCUGCUGAAGUCAACUUCAAUUGCACCACCUCUGGAUUGGUGCAAGGUGUUUUGGGGAACCCCACUGCCACCAGCAUCGGUCGCCUCAGCUGCCUGCUGCAUGUCAGGAACCCAGAGGGAGAUGCAGUGAUGGUCUAUUUGAAGAGAGGACAAGAAUUUAACUCGUCUGGACUCAAGACCUUUGAAAGGACUAGUUUUCAGAAUGUGCUUUCUGGCGUGUAUCACUCCGUGGUGCUCUCAGCAUCUAGCGCAUCUCUGACUGAUGCUCAGCUCUUCUGUCGGCAGACUUGCAGCAGGGACUCUUGCUGCGACGGCUUCAUCUUGAGUCAGAUUGCACUUGAGGGAGGUCUCAUUUUGUGUGGUCUGAUAAGCUAUCCGGAUGUGCUAAUCUGCAAUGCCAAUGACUGGAGUCCAAAAGUAACGUCUGUCUUUGAUGGAAUAUGUGGAGAUGUGAGCUACGAUGAAAAAGAGAUGAUGUUUUUCUUCACUCUGGGAGGACAAGUGUUCAGUGGAACUUCUAAAUUGGUACAAGAGGCAGAAAGAAAUUUUACUACCUUUCAGCAAGUUUACCUGUGGAGAGGUUCUGAUAUGGUCACCCGGACUAGAACCUCAGAGUGUGAUGCUGCAGCUUUGAAAACAGAAAAUGAUCUAACGUUGUCAGAUUCCACAAAGGAUCUUUUCUACCUGAUGGACAACAGCCAGAUACAAAGUGACCAGAACUAUUCUCUACCUUACCAGCAAUACUGGGUCUUCAGGCAGAAGUACUCGGCAGAGGAAGCUGUGCUUUGGUGUCUCACACGUUGUACACAGGAAGAUGAGUUUUGUCGAAUGGCAGAUAUUCAAAGCACCGCAGACCUGUACUUUGUGUGUACCCUCUAUCCUGAGGCACAGAUUUGUGAUGGCAGCAUUGAUCAAAUACCGGAAAACUGUCGAACUGUGCUAACCUGGCAGCCACAGACAUUGUAUCGUAAAAUAGUCACUCUAAAAAGUUCUGUGAAGAGCUUCUACACACGUGUACCAUUCCAGAAAGUAACAGCAAUCUCAGUGAGGAAUAAGACUGACAUGAGCAGAAAAACUGUUUCAGAUGGCUUCUUUGAGUGUGAGCGUUGGUGUGAUGCUGACCCCUGUUGCACAGGAUUCAGCUUUUUUAAUGACUCCCAGAUACCAGGUGGAAAGAUUGUGUGCCUGACUCUGAACAGCCUCGGAAUCCAGACGUGUGCUGAGGAAACAAGAAGUGCUUGGCAAGUUUCAAAUUGUAGUUCACCAGAUGCUGAAGUCAGAAUACACCCAUUUGGCUGGUAUCAAAAGCCUGCUGACUUGAGGAACACCAUGCCUAACCUGUGUCCAACUGUUAGUUUACCUCUUGGGCCAGAAAGUGACUAUUUGGAUAAAUGGCAGCCCUUAAAUGUGUCCUCUGUUCUCCUGGAUUCAUCCAUCUCAAACUUUGAAGUUGUGCAAGUUAGUAGAGAUAUAUCCAAUGAUUUUUCCACUGCCAGAGAAAUUUGUCUAUCCGCUUGUUCAAAGAACCAGUCGUGUACAGUGGUUACCCUGGAAAUCCAGCCUUCAGCAAUAAGAUGUCUUUUCUACCCUGAUACGCAGAUGUGCACACAUGGCCUGCAAAGGCACAGCUGCUGGGUUUUACUCAAAGAGCCAGCUACUUAUGUCUAUAGGAGACAAGAUUUAUUCCUGCCCAUUUCUGAAUCAGAUUUAACCCCAUCUGUGUACAUCCCAUCCCAUGGAGAUCUGAUGGGCAAAUCCCAGGUGAUCCGUGUUGGCUCAGAGUGGAGAAAUAUCAGCCAGUUCCUGGGGAUCCCAUACGCUGCACCUCCCCUUGCCGAGAGGCGCUUCAGUCCUCCAGAGCCGUUUGCUUGGGUGGAAACCUGGAAUGCUACUGCAGCUCGGGCAGCUUGUUGGCAGCCAGGAGAUGGAGAGGCCCCACCAUAUUCUGUCAGUGAAGACUGCCUAUAUCUGAACAUCUUUGUCCCUGCCACCACUGUCAAAAACAUGUCAGUGCUGCUGUUCUUCCACAACGGAGGGAGUUACAGUGCUGAGGUGGGAAAGACAACCAUAGAUGGAUCAUACCUAGCUGCCAUCAGUAACAUCAUUGUGGUGACUGCAAACUACAGGGUCGGUGUUUUUGGCUUCCUUAGUACUGGUUCUUCUGAGAUGAGUGGAAACGCCGGCCUUUUGGAUCAGUUGGCAGCUCUGACGUGGGUGCAGCAGAACAUCGUCAGCUUUGGGGGAGAUCCAAGCCGGGUUUCUUUGGGAGCCGACCGCGGUGGGGCAGAUGUUACCAGCAUCCACCUGCUCACGGAGGCAGCAGAUAUGGGCCUCUUCAGGAGCGCGUUGUUGAUGGGAGGCUCAGCUUUUUCUCCAGCAUCCAUUAUUAGUAAGAGGAGAGCACAGAUCCAAGCAGCAGUCCUGGCUGAUGAUGUGGGAUGCCCUUCAUCCACCAGUGAGGAAAUUGUAGCCUGCCUCCGCCAGUUGCCUGCUCGUGUCCUCAAUGAUGCACAGACUAAGCUCCUAGCUAUAAGCGGCCCAUUCCAGUACUGGGGACCAGUGAUGGAUGGAGUUUACGUUCAGGAACCUUUAGCUAAAGCCCUGCAGCGCCCUCGACUUCGGAAAGUAGAUCUGCUCAUUGGAAGCGCUCAGCAAGAUGGGUUGAUCAGCAGAGCUAAGGCAAUUAAGAAAUUUGAAGAAAGUCAAGGAAGAUCCAAUAGCAAAACAGCCUUUUAUCAGGCUCUUCAAAAUUCUUUGGGAGGAGAAGACUCCAACUCAUUCAUUGAAGAUGCAGCUACAUGGUAUUACUCCCUUGAACACUCAACUGAUGAUUAUUCAUCAUUUUCCAGGGCUUUGGAAAAUGCCACCCGUGAUCAAUUUAUCACAUGUCCCAUCAUAAACAUGGCCAGUUACUGGGCUGCUGCCUCCAGAGGAAAUGUCUUCAUGUACCAUGUACCUGAGAGCUCCUCACAGAGCAGUUUGGGUCAGGAACUCUUGCUGGAUAUUCAGUAUGCAUUUGGACUGCCAUUCUAUCCGAAGUAUGAAGAACAAUUUACUCUGGAAGAAAAGAUCCUUUCCUUGCAAAUUAUGCAGUAUAUCUCCAAUUUUGUAAACUCUGGAAAUCCAAAUUACCCUCACAGUUUCUCGAGAAGAAUGUCAGGGGUGAUGCCCCCCUGGCCUAUGUAUCUGCCAAAUGAUGAAGGUGAUAACUACAAGGAGUUCACUGUUUCCUUGCCGACUCUUAAAGGAUUGAAAAAAGCAGACUGUUCCUUUUGGUCUGAUUAUAUCAGAAGGCUGAAAGCAUCUACAGGAAGUGCAAGUAAUGGAGAGACGUUUGCUGAAAACAGCCCUAGUGAAGCUCCUAGUGAAGGAUUUACCUCCCAGGAGAGCCAACCACUGGGAGACAAGGUGGCUUACAGCAGAUAGAAAGUCACAGUGACAUUGGAUGGGUUUGUCAAACAGCUGUGUCAGACCAGACAAUGAAGUUUCUUCCUUUAGUUAACUUUCUGAAUAUAUAAAGUAGACCUUUCAAAAAAGUAGUUUUUCAAUAAAAUUGUUGAAUAUGGCACAAAAUAGACCCUACAGCUAGUAUUUUAGGUCAAAACCGUUGUAAUUUAAAAAAAAAAAAAAUCAAUAAAAACUGGAAAAAAAGCAAACAAAAGCACUUGAACUUUAUUUCAUGUAAGCACACAAAUGCUAACACAUUUUAGUACCAGCACCCAGAUAAACUCAUUGAAACUCGGAGGAGUCCCUCAGCCUAUGAGGCUUAAAUUUGCCACAUGUCAUAUCUGACUUGUUCUUCUUUGUUACUCAUCCUGUCACAAGCUGCUAAUAGGUGUGGGAGCCUGGUUUGGCAUUCUGGAGAAAAUUACAAAGCUUCAAAAUGGAGAAGAGUUGGAUCUAGGAAGAUGUAAGAAGGGAAUCAAGGGUGUGCAUCAAGUGUGUUCACAUCAGGCGAAUGCACAUGCUCUAUUCAGCCCAUGAUCACCUGUGAAAAUAUGUCAGACCAUUUGGGUAUAAUGCAACAAUAAUACUAAGCAUAUUUUAAUUAAAGCUUAGAAUAUGCUGUCCUUGGAACAUUUAUCUUUUGUAAAGAGAAGGUGAGAUACAGAGUAGUUUCGGAAGCAUAAAAAAAAGUGCAUCAGAGUAUCUUUAAUGGCUCUGAAGGUAAUUUGUGUUAGGUCUUCAUUCAUUGCUGGGAUCAUUUGGCAACAGAUAAUCCUCAAUUGACAGCAUAUUGCACACACGUUCAUGAUACUUGAAAGCAAAAAGUAAAAUCAGUGCUGCCCUGAACAUAACCACAACAUUUCCAUUUAUUUCAGUAGGACCACAAUUUCUUGUUCAGUGUUGAAAAGAUUUAAUAAAACAACUUGUAAGGUUUUGUUUGCUGCUUGGGACCUUUUCCAGUGCAUGAGAAGUUACUGCUGUCUGCCCUGUAUCCAGGUUUCCAAAGAUUUUAACUAGCUCGAAAAAAACUGUGUAAUACUCAUAGUUCUUAUACUUACAUCCUGUUUAAUAUACAAGAAAAAGAACAGAAGAAUCAAGAAGCUCGUUAACUGAUUAAAUAUUAAAAAGUGAAGAUUAAGAAAUCAAACUGUGUUUUCCGUCAUUAUCUUUAUCUCUGCUAGAUAACUGGUCAUGAAAAAAAGAAUAGAUUUAAGAACUUUUUUAAAAGCCCCAUUCUUAAUCACAGUAUCACAGUAUGUUUGGGAUUGGAAGGGACCUCAAAAGAUCAUCCAGUCCAAUCCCCCUGCUGGAGCAGGAACACCUAGGUGAGGUCGCAC
Columba livia (rock pigeon) is the source of this 10653-nucleotide messenger RNA. It is a transcript of the gene TG, whose product is annotated as thyroglobulin. Bases 983 to 9295 code for a protein of 2770 amino acids. Lineage: Eukaryota; Metazoa; Chordata; Aves; Columbiformes; Columbidae. Gene Ontology annotation, biological process: thyroid hormone generation. The record is from RefSeq and is a predicted model, not a curated record. The transcript has 48 exons.